This is a messenger RNA of Setaria italica (foxtail millet), 903 nucleotides long. RefSeq names its product RING-H2 finger protein ATL80. The record is from RefSeq and is a predicted model, not a curated record. The transcript has a single exon. The coding region runs from base 225 to 803 and encodes 192 amino acids. Lineage: Eukaryota; Viridiplantae; Streptophyta; Magnoliopsida; Poales; Poaceae.
GCUGGUGGUGGUGGUGGUGGUGGACAAUACUAUAUGUCCACGUCCUCAUGCCUAAGGGCUCUGAUCUGUCAGUGAGUGAGUGAGUGAGUCUCGCUCUUGUGUCUCCUGCUAGCCCAUCAUCAGGUUGUCUAUAAAAGCAAGCAAGCAAGCUGCUGCUGCUCAGUCUCCUCCGCUCAACAACCGAACCACCCCCGGGCCGGCACAAGGCAGAGCAGCGUCGCUCGAUGCCGCGCACUCCGGCGAGCCUCCUCCUCUCUGGCAGUGGCAACCCAUCUCCUCUGCCGCCUCCUUUGCCUCUUGUUCAUGGUCAUGCAGCAGGGGAGCAGCAGGCCAUCUCCGUGGACUCGGACACGGUGGUCAUCCUGGCGUCCCUCCUCUGCGCCCUCAUCUGCGUGGCCGGCCUUGCCCUCGUCGCUCGGUGCACCUGCCGCAGAGCUGGUGGCGGUGGCGGUGGCAGCGGCAGCUCUGGCAUCUCAGCCGCCGCCCAAGCACAGCAGCCACCCAGGGGGCUGAAGAAGGCGGCGAUCGAGGCGCUGCCCACCAUGUCCAUGUCCUUGGAAGGAAGAGAUGGUGAGAGGGGGGAGUGCGCUAUCUGCCUGGGGUUGUUCGCUGAGGGAGACGAGCUCCGAGUGCUGCCGCACUGCGCCCACGGCUUCCAUGCGCCCUGCAUCGAUACCUGGCUCGCCGCCCACGCCAGCUGCCCCUCCUGCCGCGCCGCCGUCGCCGUCGGCACCUGCCGGAGGUGCGGGGCCGCCUGCGCUGACGGCGACCUCGACCUGGCCGAUGACGCUGCUGCCAGAUGAUCGAUCAACUUGUGCGUCCAUAUGAGAUGAUCCUAUCUUUGAAUUUUUCUAUCUUUGAAUGGAGUGCUUAUGAUACGAUUCCCCUCCUCCUCUUUAGCUC